CAACAAUGAAUAUCGAUUAGUUAUUUUUAUUUAUUUAUUUAAAAAGUGUUCUGUCAAGAAAAUAUCAAAUUCAAUAAAACUAUUUAAAAAUUAUUAGCUAUAAAUAAUCAAUCUUCAGUGUUAGAAAAAAUUCUUUUUAUUCAGUAUUGAAAAUGUCAUUUAAUACAGAUUCUGAUUUAGAGACGAAAGUGCGUAAAUCAACUGAACGAAUAUCGGAGAAUAUGCAUAUAGUAGCAAAUGAGCCUUCACUUGCUUUUUAUAGACUACAGGAACAUGUUAGAAAAGCUUUGAAUCCAAUGGUAGAACGUAGGGUAGAUGUAAAUAAACUUCACACGGAAUUGCAGGGUCGUUGUUAUGAUAUUGAAUAUGCAGUGGGGGCAUUAAAAAGUAUGGCAAAAGCUGAAGAUAGUUUUAAAAACAUUCAAGAUAACCUAAAGAAUGCAAUUUUUCUCAAACAACAACUCAAAUAUGAAGAGUCUAGAAGAAAAAAAUCUGAUACUAAUUCUGUAUAUAAACGAUUAUCUGCUCAUAUUACUUUGGAUCUACCUGAAUUACCAGAAUUGUCUGAUGUAGUUAGAGAGACAGCUAAUCGUGUUGAACACAUGAUGUCUAAAGCAACACAUUCUAGUAGUUAAAAGUAGUAAAAUAAUGUUUAAAUUGUGUUAAUCUGUGUAAUUUAUUUUUAUUUUGGUUGAAUAAAUUUUAUAUCUAAUAUUAA
This is a messenger RNA of Psylliodes chrysocephalus, 718 nucleotides long. The record is from the annotation of a GenBank genome assembly. Lineage: Eukaryota; Metazoa; Arthropoda; Insecta; Coleoptera; Chrysomelidae.